CAGGAAAGGUCGCACCUUUGUUCCUUCUGUUUCUCCCCUCCUUCCCCCCCCCCCACUCUGGAGGCUCCCGAAAUAAGGGUGGCGAUCAUGGGACGAUGCCUCCCAAGAGACACGAGCGGAUGUAGGCUGGGUGGGGGGGAGGAGGGUUGAUUCCUUUGUACUCUUAGUUUUUUCCUAACACUACAAGCGUUGUGCGUCGGGACGGGAAGAAGCGGCACAGCCUAAGGCAAGGGUGGGGAUGAUGGGAGUGAUAGUCCAAACACAGUUGAAAGCGCCGGGCUGAGAAAAGCUGCAAACGCUCUACGUGUUUCAAUUAGGGGAACCUCGUUGAACUUGAGUGGGCUUCAUUCCAAAAGAAAACAUCGACUGUGGAAUGGACACGUGAACACAGUCGCUCAGACAGGAAUGGUUGACACGUAUGGUAGACUUCGCGGGGGAGGGGAAUGGAAUACUCAACGCUGAUCCUGACACGCAUACACACACACACACACAGCCACCGAGGACAAAUCUGCUAUUCAAGCAAAGUUGCUCCCACUUUCCUGAGCCGAGGCGACCCACAGACAGGUUUUUAUCCCACCUCCGAGUGAAAGUUAUGCGGCCAGAUCUUCAGGCCUGGCUUUUCCCCACAGCCCUGGCGAGAGGUCUGGCAGCUCAGACGAGCCGUCAACCUCGCCGGUGGGUUUUGUUUGCGGAGCACCUGCUGGAAGAGGCUCGCAGCUGGACCCCUCCCCGCCUUUGUCGAUUGGCUGCCAAGUGACACGGAGGGGGGGGCGGGUCGGCCUCGCCCACCUGCCGCUCGGCCCAUAUUAGCUCGUGGCUGAGCCGCUCCACUUGCUUGCAUCGCAGCGGCCUGGCGAGUGGCGGAGGGAGGAUCCGGGUUUAUUUGGGAAAGAAGAAGAAGAGGCGAGCGGCCGCGACUGCAGUUCUCUUCCCGCAGUAGCCUGGAUUGGAGCCGCGUCGCCAGAAAGAUGCCGCGUUCCUUCCUCGUCAAGAAACACUUUUCGGCCAGCAAGAAGCCCAAUUACAGCGAAUUGGAAAGCCAGACGGUGAUCGUCUCUCCGUUUUUGUAUGACAAGUACCCCUUGUCUGUCAUCCCUCAACCAGAUCUCCUGGGUGCUGGCUCUUACUACCCUCCUCUAGCCUGGGACACUGGGCUGUUCUCUAACUUCUUCACCUCGGAAUCGGAGUACCAGAAAAGUGCAGCUUCUCCACCCAGCCCUGAUUCCAAACCCCUGGACCUGACCUCCUUGUCAAGUGAAGAGGAGGAUGGCAAGACCAGCUCUGACCCGCCCAGCCCAGCCUCCUCUGCCACGGAAGCCGAGAAAUUCCACUGCAGCCAGUGCAGCAAGUCCUACUCAACUUUUGCUGGCCUUUCCAAGCACAGACAGUUGCAUUGUGAUUCCCAGACCAGGAAAUCUUUCAGCUGUAAAUAUUGUGAAAAGGAAUAUGUGAGCUUGGGGGCUCUCAAGAUGCACAUCCGAAGCCAUACCUUGCCCUGCGUGUGCAAAAUCUGUGGCAAAGCAUUCUCAAGGCCAUGGCUCCUGCAGGGCCACAUCAGAACGCACACUGGGGAAAAGCCAUUUUCGUGCACGCACUGUAGCCGGGCCUUUGCUGAUCGCUCCAAUCUCCGUGCUCAUCUGCAGACUCAUUCAGAUGUUAAGAAGUAUCAGUGUAAAACCUGCUCCCGGACUUUCUCUCGCAUGUCACUUCUCCACAAACAUGAAGAAACAGGCUGUAUUGGAACCCGUUGAAUACCAUGGACUCCUCUGUGCAAAGCCAUGUAUUGUAACUAGUGUCCCUAGGAAAAUAGUUCUGCUGAGCUGCCACAAACAGCUUAUAUUGAAAUCUGGUUGUUUCCAGCUGCUUUCAGGCCUUAAAGCAUCAUACACAUUGCUUCUUUCACUCUUUGUCUUCCAGAGAAUUUUUCAAACCUGAUUUGCUUUUGUAUUCCAUUCCCUGGCCCUAAAGGUGGCAAAAUGCUCCUUGAUUCAAGCCCAUGCAAGACCAUUGCUUCUUCAGAAAUGAUGGGUUGCCAAACAACAUGGGAUGUUUUUUUUAAAAAAAUGAGCUUCUAAAAGCUGGUGCUCUCCAGAUGCGUCAGACAAAUGUCCCCAGAAUUUUUAGAAAUGGAAUUUUUGUCAGGGAAUUCAGUAUGCUAGAGCCCACACUCUGCAGGGUGGUACCAAUACAGGAACAGCGUCUCCAAAAACUGACAUGUGGCUAAAAACAUCUUGUUGAGCUGCUUUUCAACUGGGGUCAGAUACAUCCUUCUGGAACUUGUAGGCAGAUUAGAGGGAUAAUGAUUACCUCUUUCUCCUGCCCCCCCUCUCCCCCAGUGCAUCUAAUACUCAGAGUUUACUGCACCAAUAAUGGAAAUCCAUACCGGCUUUCAUAUCUAACAGCCAUAGAGUCCUCCCUUCAGAAUUUUUCCCAACCUCUUCAAAGUCAUCUAAAUAGCAUUCACUACCGUUUUACAAAUGGGAAAAAUAUUUUGCCUACUUUGCCUAAGAGACCAGUCUUUCAUUUUUAUCCUUAAAAAGAAGAUGACCAGAAUAAAAGAUCCACAGUAGCUCACGACCCUGAAUUGAUAUGCCUCUAAACAAAGGGCAAAAAAGCUUAAGUGUUAACGCCUCUUUCUGCCCCCCCCCACCUCAAAUUCUCCUCCGGUGCUCCUCAUAUUGUGUCUGGACCCUCCUUAGGGCAGCUAUGCAGGGAUACAGUAUUUCAUUAGUUCUGGGUCAGCAGAGGGAUAAUUCUGCAAUGCUUCAAAGACUUAUGUCUGCAGAAGGCACUGGGUAGCCAUUCAAAGCAAGGCUCCUGUUUACAAGAGCAGCUAUGCACUCAAGCACCUGUUAAUAUGACUUCUUUUAACAACUGCUUUUUUCAAAAGAACUGUGACUAAUAGCAGGCACUUGUCAGGCGAUUCAAUAGCCGCUUGGGCAGGGAAGGCUGCCCCAUUGACAGGUGUGUGCCAAAAGAGCUACUUAAGGUUAUUGACAGGUGCCUCCUGAAUGCAUUUCUUUUGUACAUUGUUUCCACAUCAACAACAACAAAAGAUGAAAAACAAAAGGGUAUGUUUACAUUUCAAAGGUACACUGGUAUUUAUAUAUUUUUGUGCCACAAUUUUAUACUGAAUUUAAGAAAAAAUACUUUUUAUAUAUAAUUAUAUACAAUUUAUUGAUAUUCAAUAAAAAGGG
Molecule: messenger RNA, 3197 nt
Organism: Crotalus tigris (Tiger rattlesnake)
Lineage: Eukaryota; Metazoa; Chordata; Lepidosauria; Squamata; Viperidae
Gene: SNAI1
Product: snail family transcriptional repressor 1
Exons: 3
Coding region: 969-1751 (260 amino acids)
Biological process (GO): regulation of DNA-templated transcription
Molecular function (GO): DNA-binding transcription factor activity, RNA polymerase II-specific; RNA polymerase II cis-regulatory region sequence-specific DNA binding
Source: RefSeq, a predicted model, not a curated record